GCGCCAACCGCCGCGCCGGGUGAACGUUGGGGUUUGUUAUUCUCGUACGUUCGUCCACCGUGACUUUUCUCUCGCGAAUUGAAAUCUGUCCGGAGAACAACAGACCUUGGGUUCAACCGAAUGACAUCGUGUUUCUUGAAGCGAAUGAUAAAAAAAAAUUUAAACGCGGUGAAACGAAGAAGGUAAAAAGAAAACAAAGACAAGAAAAAGAAAACGAUGCAGCAUCCCGUUAAAGGAGACUAACGUGAAAAUCGUAGUGCAAAAGUGACAUGAUUGGUGUACAGAGCGCAAUUGUGUAAUCUUCACGUUUAUUAUAGUGAAUAGAAUCGCAAGCGCGUCAAACUUGAAUAAGUGACGGACUUGAAAAAGGGACGGUGCACUCGUGCGUUCGCAUGCUGGAAGUUCAGGUCCAGCGGAUGUAGAUUCGCGAGUGAGCGCCAUGCGAUCUCAUACCUGAUCAAUGCAAAAACGCGGCCUUGCCCGCGGAUUUUUAAUGCCGCGCCAUCGUCGCGCCACGGACUUCUUUCGUAUUCGCAUUCACGGUACCGAGCACAAGACGACGAAGUCUCUCUGGGAUAUAAACAACCAGACACGUAAUCAGCGAGUCAUCGGCGCGAGUGGGAUGAAACGACUUUAAUUCGCGCAUGAGAGAGCGUCGUCGAUUUACGUUGCAGCUGCGUUUCAAAAGACGCAAGGGCGUUUCUUGAGAGUCAUUUUCCGUCUUCCGACGAAGAGAUGAGAAGGUCACGAUGCUGAGACCCGGAUCCUUAGUAGGCCUGCUGGUCCUCGUGGCCAUGCUGAAGAUCGCAGACUCGGACCGCUGUUUAACAACGUUGGAAGAAGUUAAUCCAAAGAGGGUGAUUCAUCAUGAAGGCGAUUUCUUGCACAUUCAGUUCGAAGUAUCGAGAAGAGUCACACAUAAAUUGACGUCAGAGAUCAUGAAAAUUUUUUUGACCGAAGUAUUGGGUUACACCAACAUCAGCAUCGUCAGUAAGGAUAACAAAUUCAACGUAUCCGAGGUCUUCGAGAGGCUAUCCGAGAAACCAUACGAUGAACACAUAAAAGUUCCAGUGACGAUGGUGAACAUGGAGGUGUGGAUUCCGCCACAGCAGGACACGGCGCCGCUGCUGAGUAAAUACAACGUGAAGGAAUGUGGCUCAAUAGCGCCACCGGGAUACUUUGGUUGGUUUGUUCCGGAGGCGUUAGCCAGACUCGAUGAUAGCUGGCUAAUUUUCUCCAGAUUGGAGACCGCCAACAGGUUCGCCAUCGACGAGGCAUAUCUGCCGAUCAUUAAAAAUUCCACGAUAGAUCCGGAUACCAGCGAUUACUACUGCCGCGAAGCUUUUUGCCAGCAUGGAAUGUACGUCCCGGAACAAUGUCAAAGUCAAGGACAGCAGAGGACACCGCAAUGCGCGCUUUUGUUAGCCGCACACUCGGAUGUCACGCUUUUCGUGAAGGAGCAUAUCGAUAAGAUGAAGCUGUACGUGAAGGUGGCGUGGGUGGGUCCGAAUCUCAGAUACUUGACUAAGAACUUGACCAGGGAAUACAUGCAAUUCGCGCGGAAUUCGUCGGCUUCCGUUGAAAAUAGAUCGCUGGUGAUUUUGCACUAUUUUCCCAGCACUGUGAUUCCGAAUGGGAGAGAAUUUACAAUGAUAAAUUUUCCACGUUGCGGAGCGAACAAGGGUUCGAUCGGCUGUGCUUACGAGUCGAAUAGACUAACGAAGCUAGUGUGGGGUAGAUUGGAAUUGAUCGCGAAAAUCGCUUUCCAGGCGAUUAGUCGUGCGAAGUUUAGCCAAGAAAUGUACGAGAAUUUGAUGUUGCGACGUAUGCGGGCAGCGAAUGACGUCUCGGACAAACAGAUUGCUUGCGAAUGGUUGAGAGAGAAUCUUAAUUAUACUCUGACGGAAUGGAAGCCAAGCAAUGACUACAAGAACACCUUAUUUGUCGGAGGAAUAUUUCCCAUGACUGGCAACUCAUACAUGGCCAAGUCGAUUGUGAUCGCCGCUAAGAUGGCGAAGGAAAUUAUUAACGUUAACAACACUCUGUUGAGAGAUUAUAAUCUGACUCUGCUAGCCAACGACGGCCAAUGUAAGUCGGACAUGGUAAUGAAGUCCUUUAUCGACUAUAUCGUACAUAAUCAUUAUCAGAAGCUAGUCGGCGUAUUGGGACCGGCAUGCUCGGAAACCGUGGAACCAUUGGUCGGAGUAUCGAAACAUUACAAAACAGUGAUUAUCAGCUACAGCGCCGAGGGAUCUAGUUUUGACGAUCGCAGCAAAUAUCCGUACUUCUUUAGGACUAUUGGCGAGAAUAAGCAAUACAAAUACGUGUACCUGCAGCUCUUGAAGAAGCUGGGCUGGCAUCGGGUGGCGUCCUUGACGGAAGAUGGACAAAAGUACACCGAAUAUAUAUCGUAUAUGCAGGAUAUGCUCAGAGAUAACGGCAUCGUAUUUGUGGCAAACGUCAAGUUUCCAAGAGAACGAGAAACCGACGUGAUGACGAAUUAUCUACAAGAUUUGAAAGAAAGGCGAGCAAGAAUUAUUAUCGCAGAUGUGUACGAUGAAAUAGCUCGUCAGGUCAUGUGUGAAGCAUAUAAAUUGGAGAUGACAGCUGUUCAGGGCUACGUCUGGUUUCUUCCGCUUUGGCUUCAGCAACAAUGGUAUGAUACCGAUUAUUACAAUGAACUGGGCGAAAAUGUACUCUGCACUACGAGCGACAUGAUGAAGGCCAUAAACGGGCAUCUCGGUUUGUCACACGCGUACUUUGCUCGCGACGACAGUAUAAUGCAGGAGGGAAUCACGGUGCACGAAUGGCGCGAGCGUUAUGAAUACAUCUGUCGAAUGCAGAAUCCUCCGCUACAGCCCUCUAAUUACGCCGGCUAUGCUUACGAUGCUAUGUGGACGUACGCUUAUGCUGUAGAUCGACUUCUCCAUGAAAAUGAGAGCUAUGUUUUCGAUCUUCACAGUAACCACACGGUCAAUCGUCUCACGACCAUUAUUGGAGAGACUGAUUUUAACGGGGUAUCCGGAAGAAUACAGUUUUUAGGGAGACCAUCGAGAUACUCGGUUGUCAAUAUCGUUCAGUUUAUCAAUAAUGAGACGCACAUUGUUGGUAAUUUUUAUCCGAAUACUUCGGAAGCCAAACACGAAAUAACCGGCGGUACGUUGGAUUUAAAUAUAUCGGCUUUCGUUUGGUUGUCGGAGACAAUGCCCGACGACGGUUCAGAACCUCCGCUGAGAUGCGUUUUAGCGGGAUUGGCAGAGCUGUUGGAUGUCUCUUGCGAAGUAGCGAUAGUAGUGGCUAAUAUUAUCGGUUUCGGCCUCCUCGGAGCAAUUCUAAUCAUUGGCUUUAUCAUGGUUAAGCGAAAAUACGACGAAAAAGUGCGGCAACACGAAAAGUAUAUGAAGUCCCUGGGUAUCGAUCUGUCACAGACGGACACUUCUAGUUUAGAUGUAUGGGAAAUUCCUCGAGAUAGAGUAGUAAUCAAUCGAAAACUUGGAGAGGGAGCCUUCGGUACCGUUUACGGUGGCGAAGCUUUCUUCCCUGAUAAGGGUUGGCUAGCCGUCGCCGUGAAGACUUUAAAGGUCGGCAGUUCGACCGAUGAAAAGCUUGAUUUUUUGAGCGAGGUCGAGGUCAUGAAGAGAUUCGAGCACAAAAAUAUAAUCAAAUUAUUAGGUGUAUGCAUAAAGUGCGAACCUGUGUUAACCGUGAUGGAAUUUAUGCUUUACGGCGACUUGAAGACAUAUCUUUUGGCCAGAAGACAUUUGGUCAAUGAUCGGAGUUAUGAAGAUUCCGAUGAGAUCUCGAAUAAAAAAUUAACCGCCAUGGCGUUGGAUGUUGCUAGAGCGCUCAGUUAUUUAGCGCAAUUGAAAUAUGUUCACAGAGAUGUCGCCUCUCGCAAUUGUCUGAUAAAUGCCCAGCGAGUGGUGAAACUCGGAGAUUUCGGCAUGACGAGACCAAUGUAUGAAAAUGAUUAUUAUAAAUUUAAUCGAAAGGGCAUGCUACCAGUAAGAUGGAUGUCGCCAGAAUCGCUGGCACUAGGUAUCUUCACGCCAGCAUCCGAUGUCUGGUCUUACGGAGUAAUGCUCUACGAGAUUGUUACAUUUGGCAGUUUCCCUUUUCAAGGGAUGAGCAACAAUGAAGUACUCUCGCAUGUGAAAGCUGGUAACUGUCUCACCGUGCCGAAAAAAGUGAAAAUGCAGCUCGAGAGUUUAAUGUAUUCCUGUUGGAAUGUGGACCACACGAAGAGACCAUCAGCGCCGGAGAUUGUUGAUUUUCUGGCGACAAAUCCUCGCAUCAUCUCGCCGUGCCUGGAUGUACCUCUGUCGAGUGUGCAGCUGGAGCACACCGCGCAGCUUGACAUACAAUUAUCAGAGAACAACCGAAAGUUCUCCCUUUCGUGGCCAUCGCAGCGUUCAGCUCCGCAAAUUCAAGAAUCAAAAUCCCCGAACUCGCCAACGCCGCUUCUACUGGACUUGAACGGCCAGGAUGAUGAGCAAAAUUUAGAUUCUCUACUAAUCGGCAUAUCCUGCGAACAAGACAGUUCCAGCCCUUUGCUGGAUUCCACGAGAGCCUCGAUUUUAAAGCAAAUGUGGCUCCAAGAGAAUUCCAAUGACAACCAAGCUCACAGGUACGUCAAUCUUCAGCCAGAUAUGCUAAAAAUAGCUUGCGAGUCUGGCAGGAAUGGUAGCGCUGGAAACAUCCAAAUGGAGGAAAGAACGUCCAUGCUGUCCGAAAAGAAAAGCACCGACAACGUAUCAGUGCUCUGAUAUAAGUAAAUGAUUUUAUGAAGAAAUUGAAACCUAGUCAGAUGCCUCGAAGUAUGCGGUGUUCUAUUAAAGAGAAAUAACAAGUUCAAUAUCAGAAUCCAGGAUACAUGAUGAAUGUCCUGGAAUAAAGCAAGAGAAUUGACAUGAAUGAGUUUAAAACAUUUGCUUCAGCGAAUGUAAUCGCUUAAGUCAUACGAAAAGGUUUUUUUUUUUUAACAAAACCAGAGAAAAUUAGCCCUCCGCGGCUGAUACAGCAUUUUAAUUAACUAAUUAAAUAUUCUCUGAAUUUUUUCAACAUGGAGAAACUAUAUUGGGCUAAAUGGUUAUAAUAGCAAUGAAAACGUUGAUUCUCAGAAAAGAAUUCCUAGUGCGUUUGGAGAUAUGAUAUCUCGAAAUAUGCGUACUCGUAUAGCGAAACUCUGUCUCGAAUAAAUUAAAACUCGUAGGAGAUAAUGAGGCCUGAUUGAAAUACUAGUCGACAUUCAAUUAUUUUAAUAAUAAGAUUUUUCCAAUAUGUGUGUCUUUAUGUCUCUUUAAGUAGCACGUUUAAAUUAUAGCUCAUAUGUUUAUAUUCAGACAUGCAUAUAUAUAUAUAUAUAUAUAUAUAUAUAUAUAUAUAUAUAUAUAUAUAUAUAGACAUACAUAUAUUUUAAAUAAUUUUAGCAACUCAAAAUAAAAACAAAAAAUGAGCAUGGCUAAUAAAAAAGUAAUUCUGAAUUACUGAACAUGAAUAUUGGCAAAAAAAAAAAAAUGAGAAAGUAUCGAUCUUUUUGGAAAUACUAUAAAACAUAUACAAAAAAAUCGAGACAGCUAGCUAUCGAUGGCGAAACUAAUUUACCGGAUCCAGUUUGAGACUGACUUCCAUUGCGAAAUUUAAUCGCAUCAUCUGACCGGUCGUAGACAUAGAUGACAUUAUUCAUUAUCGCAGGCAAAUAACUAAAAAGGUACAAAAGAGAAGAAUCACUUCUCGUAAAUGUGUUUUUCGCGAAAUCGAAGAGACGAUCGACGUCAAUGCAUCCUUCAUCCAGCAGUUCUGUCGCCUUCUGCUCAAUGCAUCUUUAAGACUGAUUCUCGAGAUGCAAGGGACGCAUCGUAUCGUUCUUUAUCCUUUGUUUUCUUUUAUUUCUUGUCGAAUAAUAAUUUGUUCGAAAAGAAGCUAGCGCAUUUGAUUAAAUAAGAUUCGGUAUUUUGCGAAUGACGACGUUCGCGUAACCAUGACAUUUUUUUCUCGCUUGUUACACUUAAAAGAUCAGUGAACAAUUCUUCCCUGCUUCUUAAUAUCCCCUUGCAAAUGCGACUACACGUUUGUUGCACGUUCGAUCACGUUCUCGUCAACACAUCACGGAUUAAUUAAUAUUGUAAGAUUAAUCACCAAUUGACUGUGUACUCGAUUGACAGAUGCAAUUAUUUAUUGAUAUAUAACGAGUGGAUUUCUUGCAAAAGAUUUUUAUACGGAAUAUGUUUCUCAUUAAGGGUCCACUUAAUAGCAUUCUUGUAUAAAAUAGUGUUACCAGAUGACAGAUGGAACAUCAUGUUUUGUAUAAAUAAAUUCACAUAAUAUAUUUAACUCUUUCCAGUAUCUAUCGACAGUUCCUUCAGAAUUGUUUCUCUUUAUGUUCCUGCAUUCUCGAAUGAAUGAUAAAACAUCGAAAUGUGUACAUAAAAUAUAUAUGAGCCUCUUAUUUCAAAAGUGACGAUGAUAAAAAAUUUUUCGAGUCUAGACUCGCAUACCGCUUUCGAAAUAAGUGACUUGUGUGUAAAAAAUAAACGUACAUUCGUUAAAUAACAAGUGCAAACAAUCAUGCAACCAGUUACUACACUUGAGUAUAAUUUAAAGAAUUAUUAUCAUAGGAUUAUAAAACACACUGGAAAGGGUUAAUUUUCAGCGUCCGCUGUUUAUUAUGACUGAAUAGCUAUACAAUUAAUAGAAUUCACCGAAAAUGUUCAUAUAGAGCAUCAAAGACUCUGAUAGAAAAGUAUUUUUAAUUCUCGAUUCCAAUUCAUAACUGUUUGCGCACAUUCGUCAACGUUGCGAGAAACAUGUCUUUAAUUAUAUUAUAUUGUAUGUAACGCGCAAUAUUAUAUUACGUUCUUUGCAUCAUGAAAGGCAGUAUAGAUGAUAUUCAUUCAAGCAUCACUAUCCGACAAUCUUUUUAAGACUUAUUUUAUUAUAGUUAUAAUUUUUUAAUACGUAUAUUUGUAGAAGCUCAAAUAAAAAGAUAGACAAAAAAAACCUAUGUACAGAUAAAAAAAUAAAAAUAUAUAUAAAGAGUAUAAAAUAUUUAUAAAAUAAUGCAGGAUGAGUUAAAAAAGUAAGAAAAUAAUAUUUAUUUUAUUUAAAUUUUUUAUACUUAUAAAAAUAUAGUGGCUUUUUUCAAAUGUAAAUCGCUCGAAUUCAUAACAACAUUUAUGUACAACUAUAUACGUAUAUACCAUAAAAAUAUAGAGAUAUUGUACGCCAGUAUCGCGUACAUAUAUACAUCACAAUGAUUAGAAAAUUAGUCCUUAUUUUAUUGCGCGCAGAGAUAAACUUUUUUUUAUUAUUCAUCUGAUCGAAGAAUAAUAUUCGCGAUGUAUUGCGAUCGAAUAUAUAUUCCUUUGACAGAUAUAAAUUGUAGGCUCUUGUAAAAAAAAAAUUUUACAUAUAUUUGUAUGUGUACAUACCGCGGCAUAUUAUUAAUAAGUCCUUCCUAAUAGUUAACUAUAUAAAAAUAAUGCGAUUACUCCUAGAGCACGCAUACAACCCUUGAUUUUACUCGCUACCAAUUAUACCAGUGUUAUUUAUUGUCAAAUUACAUAUAUUGUAAUUAAGCCCAUGCGAAUGGUAUUCGCAGCAUAUGUUCCUUGAGCGCAUGCUUAUUGUGCCUUUUGGAAUUAAAUAAUGAUAAACAUA
Cataglyphis hispanica is the source of this 7659-nucleotide messenger RNA. RefSeq lists its product as uncharacterized. Gene Ontology annotation, biological process: multicellular organism development; positive regulation of kinase activity; cell surface receptor protein tyrosine kinase signaling pathway. NCBI's taxonomy places the organism in Eukaryota, Metazoa, Arthropoda, Insecta, Hymenoptera, Formicidae. The transcript is spliced from 12 exons. Gene Ontology annotation, cellular component: signaling receptor complex. Bases 750 to 4766 code for a protein of 1338 amino acids. The record is from RefSeq and is a predicted model, not a curated record. Gene Ontology annotation, molecular function: ATP binding; transmembrane receptor protein tyrosine kinase activity.